Thecamonas trahens ATCC 50062 is the source of this 989-nucleotide messenger RNA. RefSeq lists its product as uncharacterized. The transcript is spliced from 2 exons. NCBI's taxonomy places the organism in Eukaryota, Apusomonadida, Apusomonadidae. The record is from RefSeq and is a predicted model, not a curated record. The coding region runs from base 1 to 942 and encodes 313 amino acids. Gene Ontology annotation, biological process: signal transduction.
AUGUCCGACAACGACACGCUGGUUGCGUUGGUGCACCGAUGCCCGCAUCUGAAGUGCAUCGAUUUGACUGAAAGCGGCGAGGACAUCACCGAUAGCGCACUCAUGGUAGUUGCUGUCGACUGCCAUGGACUUGAGGUCCUUGUUCUCAACAACUCUUCCGCCAUCACCGACGACGGCCUACUCGCUGUCGUCCGCAACUGCCGGCAUCUACGAACUGUGCUCAUCAAGUACCAGUCUGCCGGCUCAUCGCCUACCAGCAGUCCGCCGCCGACAUCGUCUCAGACAAACGAAGAAAGCGCUUCUGGAGGCUACAUGGCGUCACCAUCGUUUAUCCAGCCGCCAGCUACAAACAUUUCCGGUAGGAAGUGGGACGUGUUCAUCUGCCACGGCGGCGGGGACAAGGGUAUCGCCAGAGAUCUCUACAACAACCUCACCGGUCGCGACCUCCGUGUCUUUCUUGACAUCAAGUCGCUUGACGGUGAGCGCUGCGCAACCCCGCGUGACAUGGUUGCCCACGUCAAGGCGUCAUCGGUCGUUCUCGUCCUUGUUUCCAAGUUCCUCAUUGUUUCGCGCUGGGCCAUGGCUGAGGCCAAGGCCGCAGUGGAUGCUGCCGACGCCAACCGUGGCAAGGUCUUCUCUGCCAUCAUCGGCAGCGACAUUACGUCGACCACGCUCCGCAACAUGAAGGAGCAUGAUGUCAACAGCAUCGACCAUCCGCUCAUCCACGCCAUGGACAACUUCUUCCAAACCGACGCCCAUCACGAUCAGUGGUCCAACUGGCGGCACGAAAAGUUCACCCCUGCCCACAAGACCGAUCACGUCGCCACUGUCUUCCGCCUCCUCGAGUACGGUUUCGCCCCGUUUGGUCCCAGUGACCAGCCGUCGGAAAUCGUGAGCGAGAUCGCCAAGCGAACACGCAUCUUGGCGACAGGCUCCCCGUAGACUAACCAACCCGAUCCAAGCUCAGAUCAUUUGUCCCCCAAAGUGCG